Scleropages formosus (Asian bonytongue) is the source of this 2238-nucleotide messenger RNA. RefSeq names its product matrix metallopeptidase 28 (gene mmp28). NCBI's taxonomy places the organism in Eukaryota, Metazoa, Chordata, Actinopteri, Osteoglossiformes, Osteoglossidae. Gene Ontology annotation, biological process: proteolysis; collagen catabolic process; extracellular matrix organization. The coding region runs from base 173 to 1768 and encodes 531 amino acids. Gene Ontology annotation, cellular component: extracellular matrix. The record is from RefSeq and is a predicted model, not a curated record. Gene Ontology annotation, molecular function: metalloendopeptidase activity; zinc ion binding. The transcript has 8 exons.
CUCGACAGUUAGCAGGACUCGGGCUCGGAGUCACACCCGACCCCGGCGUCGCCUGUCUGCGUGGGCCGCGCUAGGGCUCCGAGUCUGAGUCUGAAGCCGCGUCGCGGCUUCCACUAUGCCCGUCCUCCACGAUUAUUAAGUGGCGCCCGUUCGUUCCGCAGGCAGCAGGAGGAUGAUGAGGGUUCGUUUCGCGCCGGAGGCACUAGGUGGGUUCGGGGUCCUCGUCCUCCGCCUCCUGUCCCCACUCAUCCUCAGCGAGGGGACGCUGAGCUCCCCGGGACCCCCCGGUCGGCGCGCUCAAAGUACCGGGCAGGGUUUUCUGGAGAAGUAUGGAUACCUCCAUCCGGAUGGCCAAUGGCACAGCUCGGCGGAAGUCAGCUCGGCUGUCAGGGAGUUCCAGUGGCUCUCCCACCUGCCAGUUACAGGGCAGCUGGAUGGAGCUACCAUGCACCAGAUGGCAGCCCCCCGGUGUGGGGUGGGAGAUGGACGGAGCCACCGUGCCUGGACCCAGAGGGUGGACAACCUCUUCUUGGGAACUGUGACCAUUGGCGGUCAGCACCGCCGGAGCAAGCGUUACACCCAACAAGGUAAGAAGUGGUACAAGAGGCACCUAACGUAUCGCAUCGUGAACUGGCCGCGCCACCUCUCUGUAGGGCAGGUGAGGCUGGCAGUUCACACUGCGUUCCAGCUGUGGAGCAAUGUGUCCGCCCUGGUUUUCCGGGAGGUGACCCAAGGGCUGGCUGAUAUCCGCUUGGCCUUCUUCGAGGGCGAGCACGAUGACGGCACAGGGAACGCCUUCGAUGGCCCAGGGGGAGCCCUGGCACACGCCUUCUUCCCCUGUCGGGGCGAGGCACACUUCGACAUGGCGGAGCGAUGGACGCUGCACAGCCAAAAGGGACACAACCUGUUCAUGGUGGCGGCCCACGAGAUCGGACACACGCUGGGGCUGGAACACUCGCCGGUGCGGCGGGCGCUCAUGUCGCCCUAUUACAAGAAGCUGAGCAAGGCGCUGGUGCUCAACUGGGAUGACAUCGUGGCCGUGCAGCAGCUCUACGGAAAGCCCUCCAGCGGACAACGAGCUCAGUCACCUGGACAGGUGUUCAUAUUGGCCCUGCAGGACCUGGAAUUGGCCCAGAGGCAGGUGGAAGGUCCAGACUCUGCUCCACCCCAGUACUGCCAGGGUUCCUUUGAUGCUGUAACUAUGGAUGUGGACGGUGCAGUCCUAGUGUUUCGGGGGGGGCUGUCCUGGGUGGUGUCAGCCCAGGGCAACGUGAGUGCCCCCACCCCACUCUGGCAGCGCUGGCCACAACUGCGCCUUCCCAUCGAGGCUGCUGCUUUCUCUACAAUGGACAACAAACUCUACGUUUUCAAAGGCAGGCGUAUGUGGCGCUACUCAGACAAGGGCCUGGACCCUGGCUUCCCUAAGAGUACUGCUGAAUUGGGCCUGCCUCGAAACCCAGACUGUGCCUUCUACUACACCCCUCUGGGUCACAUGAUCUUGUUCAAGGGCUCUCGCUAUUUUGUCCUGAACCUGACCACCCUGCAGCCAGAGCCCUACUAUCCUCGUGGCCUGGCGGACUGGAAGGGCCUCCCCCGUGGGGCCAAUGGGGCCUUGAGCCGCCCUGAUGGACAUCUCUACGUGUUCAGGGAGCAGCGGUACUGGCGGUUUGACCCGGGCAAAGUGCGGGUAACAGGUAGUGGCUUUUGGGCUCAAGACCUUGAUUGGAUUGGCUGUUCCAGAGCCCAGAGCGCCAAUGAUGUCCUCUGACCCCUAGAGGGAGCUGCAGCACCAAAUAAUUGAACAGGUAAUUAAGGGAGUCUGUGCAAUGAAACAUAUCCUAUACUUGCUUUCUCACUCCUGUCUGCCUGGGACUUUUGCUGCUUGAGAAAUCUGGAUGACAAUGGCUCAGUCACUCUUGCACAUGCAUAGACUCUGGCUCAGAAAAAAGAAAACAAAAUGAAUGUAAACCGAACGCUCAGUUCUCAGCAAAGCGAUUACAAGGAAAACCAUUUAUUACAGUUGUAUCAAAAAACAACAAAAGGGCAUCUGCAUGGAUUCAGCAGCUCUUAGCUGUUUGUUUUUACAUCUAUGAAGAAGCCUUUUUAUGAAGCUGAAUUUAGUAAUUAACAAUUUAACUGUGAAGCAGGUGAUAUCAAUUUUGCACAAAGGGAUUGUGUAUGGGGUGGUGCGGUGGUGUGGUGGCGCAGUGGGUUGGGCCGCAGUCCUGCUUUCCGGUG